AUGGAAGUGAUUGUCUGUUCCCGGCUGCUUGAAGCGGCAAGUAUCAUCAAUCCAUCGGAUAACUCCUGCUUCUUGUUUGCUGGUCCCGGCCCGGUGCCAAGCCCCAGCAUUCCCGAAACAUGGGCUAUCUGCUCGGCCACACUGGCUGGGAGGAUUCCGGGUAUGUCCGAUAUUCCGAGUCCUUUUGGUUUAGUUGGCAACCAUCCUUCAGCGACUAGGCUUCUACUUAGGCGGGCUUGCACGAUUUCUGCUACGGAGUCCGCAGGUUGCAAUAACUACUGUGUAGAUCAUGACUCCUACUAG
This is a messenger RNA of Aspergillus niger, 303 nucleotides long. RefSeq lists its product as hypothetical. Bases 1 to 303 code for a protein of 100 amino acids. The transcript has 3 exons. Lineage: Eukaryota; Fungi; Ascomycota; Eurotiomycetes; Eurotiales; Aspergillaceae. The record is from RefSeq and is a predicted model, not a curated record.